AUGAGAAACACUGAUAUAAAUAUUCACUCGAAUAAAAAUGAUACUGAAUUACGAGAAAAUAACGGGCUCGGUGGCGACCAAAGCUCAUCACUGAUUUCCAAUGUGGAAUUCGGCACGUUGAAGAAGAUCGGAACUAACGUGUCACAAGUAUCUACAUUUAGUAACUCAACAGUCAAGUCGAAUCCAUUGAUCAAGCUAUUCACUCGAAAUAAAUCCCAGACAAAUGUUACUGGUAAAAAUUAUGAAGGGGAGAUUGCGAGUUCUUCGGAUUCGAUGAAUGAGUUGAAUGACAACGGACCCCAGAAAGAAACAAAGAUUGCAAAGUUGAGAGCAGCAAAAAAGAUUUUAAGCCCCACAAAUAAACUGUUUUUUGAUUCUGCUGCAGAGUCAAGCUCCACUGAUGAGAGGUAUGCAAAGAGACAAUCGAGCGAGGAAUUGAGAGGAAAGAAACCUGCAAUGACCUCCCCGCUGACCGGCUUCCAUAGCCUAUUUCACAAGUCCCAAUCUGCCAGUGGGCUAUCCAAAUUUGGGGAUAGAAAUGCCGAUGAUAAAUUGUAUUCGGGCUCUUCAAAGUCUUCCGUGUAUUUGUCGUCAAACAAUUCAAAUUCGGUCGUAAAUGAUAUAGUGCUCGCUCGAGUUUACAAAUUUACAAGUGCUGGUAUUCCUAAUGAAGACAAUGAAGGAUCCUCGGAACAUUCGUCGUUCCUUGAAAUACAUAGGAAGAUGUUGACUCCUGCUGACCUGUACAUUCAAAACAAGUUCAACAGGCAUCAUCAACACGAGGUGGGGUUGGGCAUCGUUGAAAGAAACGAACAUGGGCCACCAGGCGUCUCGAGUGACGAGGAAGCCAAAUUGAACAAAUCAAAUCAACAAAUAAGCUUGCUUUUGAAGCCAUUAUUUGUACCAUCGAAACAAAGAAAAUCGUCAUCGGCUGCAGCUUACCCGUUCUUGGGACACUCCCUUGAGGAGAUAGGAAUAAUAAUAAGGAACCAUUUCAGUGCGGAAUUCAACAAAUCAGUCAAGCUGGAGCCAAAUCAAAAACAUGGGAGGUAUAAACAGAAGGCGAAUAAAUCAAGUUCAAAGAGCCAAGACCGUGGUAUAACCCACAGCAAUCAUAUUGUGUUCACAAAUCUUGAUGAGGACGAGUCAAGGGAACUCAUUCAAGAUUUAUCGACGAUAUUUGUUACUUGUUUAAGUUGGUUAAAACAUGAUGUGUCUAAAUCUGUAUGGGCUGUAAGUCGUGCUAAUGAAGAAAAAAGUUCUGAUCUUCUCGAUAUGUGGCGUGUCUUAUCAAAAUCGUGGGCUUAUUACAACAGAACUAUCCGAUUUCAGAUUUUGCAUAUGUUCCAAGCGAUACUCACCGGGCAUAGGGCAUAUACAGAUGGUAAUUUUUCAGAACAAAAGAUACCACCAACAUGUGUUGACGAAAUCUUACUACACUCGUUUUGUACGGUAUUUAUUAUUCCAUUAAUUGAACAGAGGAAAAGGUGGGCGACGGAUUUACAAUCUGUGAUUAGCAUUGAAAACUAUGGGAUACUCAACGACCAUGAACGACAUUUAUUUCAGCAAAACCUGUCCAUACAUUCUAACGCAUUGCAUUGCCUUGGGUCUUUCCAGAGCUUACCACAAUCGUCUUAUUUCAAACCUGAUAUCGAAUCACAAUCUUUAAACCAGGUAACGAGAGCAUUGGUAUCGAACUUGUCGGAUCUUCGCUAA
Lodderomyces margitis is the source of this 1716-nucleotide messenger RNA. RefSeq lists its product as uncharacterized. Bases 1 to 1716 code for a protein of 571 amino acids. Lineage: Eukaryota; Fungi; Ascomycota; Pichiomycetes; Serinales; Debaryomycetaceae. The record is from RefSeq and is a predicted model, not a curated record. The transcript has a single exon.